This is a messenger RNA of Anopheles arabiensis, 1463 nucleotides long. RefSeq lists its product as uncharacterized. The record is from RefSeq and is a predicted model, not a curated record. The coding region runs from base 241 to 1395 and encodes 384 amino acids. The transcript has 6 exons. NCBI's taxonomy places the organism in Eukaryota, Metazoa, Arthropoda, Insecta, Diptera, Culicidae.
AGGCCAAAACACCUUCACCAAACCAAAACAAACCUCCAGAACUGUGGGAUCAUUUACAUUGAAUAAAAGUAAGAGCCGACUUCAGUCGGUAUAUAUUGUUGCAAAAGGGGAUUUGCAAACGAUACAGAGGGAGCUGGAAGAUCUUGUCUUAACUUGUACCAAACAUUAGCUGGAAGAAGUUCAUGUGUAUGGCCAAUAAUAUUUUAUGCAGUUGAGUUAUAGUUGCUUGUGUAUGAAAGUAUGAACAAGUCUCAAACCAAACUUGUAGCCGGGACACGCACUGGUGCAGCGGUGUUGACGGAACAAGUCGAUCCCUUAGGCAAAAAUACACAAGAUGAAAGGAAGAAACCGACAGCAGUCGGAAGUAUUACCCGUGCAGUCGCAUCGAACAGCAACGAUAAAGGGCAGUAUACGGAUGCAAUGAAAUUAGACCCAUCCCGCAUAGAGAUUGAAAGCGUUUUAGCGAAUGCUAUUAAAAUAGAAAACUUUACAGAAGAGGACAGUGUCUUCAAUGAAGAAAGCAUCUCGCUUGAUACAAUACGACUACCAAAGAGAAAAUAUUUCGGGGAUGAAGAGUCGGAAGACGAUUCCAGCAUUACAUCGAAAUCGCAAGACUCUAACGAUGCUUGGGAUGAAAUGCAUUAUCAAAAAGAAACUGAUCUUCGAGCGACCUCAUCGACAGCCAACAAUCCUGUCAAGAAAAAAAAGUUAGAACAAACGCAACGUGAAUCCGUCAAACAAUACCUUGUAAACGAUAGUUCUGGGAUGAAACCUGUCAGUGAACCCAAUCGCAAUCGGAUUUUACAGAACGAUGGAGUGCAAGAUAUAUCUAUACAGAUACAGAUAUGUAAAGAAAGAAUAAGGAAACUAGAGGAAAAAAAUCGAUACCUGAAGCAAGUUAUAGCUGAUAAGUUAGACAUUAUUGUAAAAGGCUCAACCAGACAGGUUCGGCAAAUGGAGAAGUUAGUUUCGACCAGAGCAGGUUCUCCACUUUUAGAGCCAUUUCCGGAUCCUUCCUUUACUGCAAAACUUUCAACUCCGGUAAGUUUUCACAAAACAGUAUUUGUGUUGAAUCCAGUGGAAACAGAGGAGGAACUGCAAAAGCUGGAAGAUAUCAUUGGCUCAGAUCCUAAGUAUAGAGAGCAGGUCAUAGAAUACUUGCAACGAGAUUCCACCCGAACUGACCUUGAAAAUCGACUGCACGAUGCAAUUGAUAUGCUGUUUUGUAGGCGCUUGUUCGCUAGCAUGAGUUGGUCAGGAAUCAGCAGGAGUGGAGUUCCAAAAAUUCAGUUAAGCAAAUAUGAAAACAUUAUUCGACUGUUUCAAACGGUUGGCACUACUGAAAAUGAUAAACCAUGCUUGCGUUAUAUAGCAGAGUAUCUAAAAACAAAUUAAAGCAUGCUAAAUCACGUAUUCACAUACCGAAAAUGAGGAAAACAUCCAGCCACAAACCAGCUAGAAAC